AUGUCCCACAACGACUCGGGCCCGCCGGCCAAGCGGCAGAAGAAUACCUCGAAUGUUCCAGCCUCAUUCCGUGAUGCCAAGCGCAAAGACAUUGACAAUUGGGAAACCAAUCGUAUGCUCACAUCCGGUGUCGCGCAAAGGAGAGACUAUGGCGACGAUUUCAGGCCCGACGAUGAAGAAGCAACCCGAGUUCAUCUGCUGGUCCACGACCUCCGACCACCAUUCCUCGAUGGCCGCACCAUCUUCACGAAGCAACUAGAGCCGAUCUCAGCCAUUCGAGACCCUCAGAGCGACAUGGCUGUCUUCAGUCGGAAGGGAAGCAAAGUCGUUCGCGAUCGGCGGCAACAGCGUGAGCGACAGAAGCAGGCCCAGGAAGCUACAAACAUGGCCGGUACAGCGUUGGGAAACCUGAUGGGAGUUAAGGAGGACGAGGGCGAUAGCGCUGUGGCUGCGCCUGUGGAGGAUGUUUACAAAAGUGGUGGUAACAAGUUCUCCAAGCACUUGAAAAAGGACGAGGGCGGUGCUAGCGCGUUCAGCAAGAGCAAGACUUUGCGCGAGCAAAGAGAGUUCCUCCCUGCGUUUGCGGUCCGUGAGGACUUGCUGAGAGUCAUUCGGGAUAACCAGGUUGUUGUGGUUGUCGGUGAGACUGGUUCGGGAAAGACGACCCAGUUGACCCAGUUCCUACACGAAGACGGUUACUCAAAGUUCGGCAUGAUUGGCUGUACCCAGCCUCGACGUGUUGCUGCCAUGAGUGUCGCAAAGCGUGUCAGCGAGGAGAUGGAAGUAGAUCUCGGCGAUGAGGUUGGUUAUGCGAUUCGUUUCGAGGAUUGCACCAGUAAUAAGACUGUGAUCAAGUAUAUGACGGACGGUGUGUUGUUGCGAGAAUCUCUCACUCAGACCGAUCUUGAUAAGUACUCUUGCAUUAUCAUGGAUGAGGCACACGAGAGAGCUUUGAAUACCGACGUCUUGAUGGGUCUUCUCAAAAAGGUUCUCGCUCGCCGACGGGACCUCAAGCUGAUCGUCACUUCGGCCACUAUGAACUCAGAGCGCUUCUCGCGGUUCUAUGGCGGCGCCCCGGAAUUCGUCAUCCCCGGAAGAACAUUCCCAGUCGAUCUUCACUUCUCGCGUGGACCUUGUGAGGAUUAUGUCGAUAGUGCGGUCAAGCAGGUCUUGGCUAUUCACGUCUCACAAGGUCCCGGCGACAUUCUUGUUUUUAUGACCGGACAAGAGGAUAUUGAGGCUACUUGCGAGCUGGUUGACGAACGAUUGAAGCUGCUUAAUGAUCCACCAAAGCUUAGCAUUCUACCGAUUUACAGUCAGAUGCCAGCUGAGCAGCAAGCAAGGAUCUUUGAAAGGGCAGACGCCGGCGUGCGCAAGGUGAUUGUUGCCACAAACAUUGCCGAAACUAGUUUGACAGUGGACGGUAUAAUGUACGUCGUGGAUGCAGGCUACUCUAAACUCAAGGUGUACAACCCACGCAUGGGUAUGGAUACGCUUCAGAUCACGCCAAUCUCCCAAGCAAAUGCAAAUCAGCGAUCAGGUCGCGCCGGACGAACCGGUCCAGGAAAGGCCUAUCGACUGUACACCGAGCCUGCCUAUAAGAAUGAGCUUUAUAUACAAACAAUUCCCGAGAUUCAACGAACGAGUCUUGCGAACACGGUGCUCUUGUUGAAAUCAUUAGGGGUUAAGGAUCUUCUCGACUUCGAUUUUAUGGAUCCUCCACCUCAGGAGACCAUCAGCACCUCUCUUUUCGAACUUUGGUCCCUGGGAGCACUUGACAAUCUGGGUGAACUCACACAUCUGGAAUACGGAUGCAGUGAGGAAAUGCUCACUAUCGUUUCUAUGCUUUCUGUUCCCAACGUCUUCUACCGACCAAAGGAACGACAAGAAGAAUCCGAUUCCGCCCGCGAGAAAUUCUUCGUCCCCGAAUCGGAUCACUUGACUCUUCUUCACGUCUACAGUCAAUGGAAAUCCAACGGAUUUUCAGACGCUUGGUGCACUAGGCACUUCCUCCACGCGAAGACUCUCCGCCGCGCCAAGGAAGUUCGCGACCAGCUCCACGACAUUAUGACCGUUCAAAAAAUGACCCUCGUCAGCUGCGGAACAGACUGGGAUCUCAUCCGCAAAUGUAUCUGCUCUGGCUACUACCACCAAGCCGCGCGCGUCAAGGGUAUUGGCGAGUUCAUCAACCUUCGUACCAGCGUCACCAUGGCCCUUCACCCUACGAGCGCUCUGUAUGGCCUGGGCUAUGUUCCCGAGUAUGUCGUCUAUCACGAACUCAUUUUGACCGCCAAGGAAUACAUGUCUACUGUGACAGCCGUGGAUCCUCAUUGGCUCGCCGAACUCGGUGGCGUUUUCUACUCAGUCAAGGAGAAGGGAUACUCACAGCGUGAACGACGGGUGACAGAGCUAGAAUUCAACAAGCGCAUGGAAAUCGAAUCCCAAAUGGCAGUGGAUCGUGAACGCGCCGCGGCUGAGAAGGUUCGCGAAGAGGAGCGUAUCGAUCCUAAGCGACGCAUUCGGGAAGUCGAGGCUGGCGGUGGGUCUGCCGUCCGCCGGCCCGUUAUCAAGGGCAAUAAAAAGGUUGGCGGAGUGACUGCCUCGUCUUCCUCUCGGCCUGGUGUAAAUGGCGGCGGAGGAGGCAGUGUGGUCAAGAAGCCUGUCAUUCCGCGACGGCCGGGACGGCAGUUCUAA
This is a messenger RNA of Penicillium manginii, 2694 nucleotides long. Its product is annotated as putative mRNA splicing factor RNA helicase (Prp16). Lineage: Eukaryota; Fungi; Ascomycota; Eurotiomycetes; Eurotiales; Aspergillaceae. Gene Ontology annotation, cellular component: intracellular anatomical structure; spliceosomal complex. The transcript is spliced from 4 exons. Gene Ontology annotation, biological process: mRNA splicing, via spliceosome. The record is from RefSeq and is a predicted model, not a curated record. The coding region runs from base 1 to 2694 and encodes 897 amino acids. Gene Ontology annotation, molecular function: RNA binding; ATP binding.